GAUGAAGCCCGGUUUGGGAUUUAUUCGGGAGCCGGCGACUCGCUUGGCUGCGUUACUGCCGGCACCGAGCGGGAGGAGGAGGAGGAGAUGGGGAAUUCGCUGGGCUGCGUUAAAGAGCAGAAGGAAAAAGCCGUGGGAAAGGCACCGCUGUCUCCCAAAAAAAGGGUCCGCUUCAAACGGAGGCGGAGAGGGAAGAGGAGAGCGAUGCCGGAGGCAGCCCCGCAGGAGGAGCCCCAGGCGCUGGAGGUGGCUGAGGAUGAGGAGGCGCCGAAGUCGAAGGCAGCCCCCCGGCAGGAGGGAGGAGAGGAGCCCCGCGGCGGGGACCCCGACCCGUCGGCGCUGCACCCCGGGAUCAUCGUGCAGGUGAAGGAGCGCUUCCAGGGGGAGGUGCAGAAAGCUCGCCUGGUGCUGGAGCCGCAGCGGCCGGGUGUGGCGGGAGCUUCCCGGGAGGAAGGCACCACUGUCAUCGCCCGCCUGCUGGAGAACCCGGCCGAGAAGGACUGCGAGAAGGCGGUGAGCCGGCUGGUCGAGCUGCAGAGGAGCGGCACCGGGAGCUGCUGGGCUGUGCUGCUGCCCCUGCGCGGGGGGACCGAUGGCCACACCGGGGGGCUCCUGUCCCCGGCCAGCGCCGUGUCCGGCGAGGAGGCAGCGAAAAGCCGGGAGCCGGGGGCCGGCAGCGCCCUGGAUGCCUGGGGGAAAGGAGGCAGUGAUGAUCCCAGCUCCAACGCCGCAUGGACCUGCUCCUCCGCUGCAGAGCCGGGCACUGUUUCGGAGCUGUCUACGCCGUCCCCCAUGGUGGAUCAGCUGGAAAACGCCAGCGUGGGGAGAACCUCAGGGUUGCCCUCGUCUCGGUCUGGGGAGGGAGAUGGGCAUGGACUGCCAGCUUCCCGCAGCCCGUCCUCCUUCAGCGCGGCCCGGAGCUCCUCGGGGUACGGCAGCGACCCGGCGCACCGGCCAGCCAAGGGCACAGGAGCUGGUGGGACCACGGUGUCACCCUCUGAUGGUGGCCACAGGCUCGCUGCGGAGGGCUGGGAUUGGAGGGGGAGCUCGGGGACAGCCGGAGCAAUGAUCUCCGACAUCUACAUCAGCGGGGAGCUGGGGGAUAUGUCAGCCAAGGAGAAGCUGCUUCUGUGGACACAAAAGGUGACAGCAGGUUACAUUGGGGUGAAGUGCACCAACUUCUCUUCGUGCUGGAGCGAUGGGAAGAUGUUCAACGCGCUCAUCCACAGAUACAGGCCAGAUCUGGUGGACAUGGAGAGGGUGCAGAUCCAGAGCAACCGGGAGAACCUGGAGCAGGCCUUCGAGAUCGCCGAGCGCCUGGGGGUCACGCGGCUGCUGGACGCUGAAGAUGUGGAUGUCCCCUCUCCGGAUGAGAAAUCCGUGAUAACUUACGUGUCUUCAAUCUACGAUGCCUUUCCCAAAGUCCCUGAGGGAGGAGAAGGGAUCAGCGCUAUUGAGGUGGAUUCGAGGUGGCUGGAAUACCAGACCCGCGUGGAGUCCCUCAUCUCAUGGAUCAAGCAGCACACGAUACUCAUGUCAGACAAAUCCUUCCCCCAGAACCCUGUAGAGCUAAAGGCACUUUAUAACCAGUACAUACACUUCAAAGAAACCGAAAUCCCAGCAAAGGAGCAGGAGAAAGGAAGGAUAGAGGAGCUCUACAAACUAUUAGAGGUAUGGAUUGAAUUUGGACGCAUCAAGUUGCCCCAGGGCUACCACCCCAACGAUGUGGAGGAGGAGUGGGGCAAGCUCAUCAUAGAGAUGCUGGAGCGCGAGAAGCUGCUGCGGCCGGCGGUGGAGAGGCUGGAAUUGCUGCUACAAAUCGCUAACAAAAUCCAGAAUGGUGCUCUGAGCUGUGAAGAAAAACUCACUCUGGCGAAGAACACACUACAGGCUGAUGCUGCUCACCUGGAGUCAGGCCAGCCGGUGCAGUACGAAUCCGACGUGGUCGUGUACCUGCAGGAGUGCGAGGGGCUCAUCCGCCAGCUCCAGGUGGAUGUGCAGAUCCUUCGGGAUGAGAACUACUACCAGCUGGAGGAGCUGGUGUUCAGGAUCAUGAGGCUGCAAGAUGAGCUGGUGACACUGAGGUUGGAAUGCACCAACCUGUACAGGAAAGGCCACUUCUCCACCCUGGAGCUGGUGCCCCCGUCCACACUGAGCACCACACACUUGAAGGGCGAGUCCCUGACGAAGGGGCUCCACACCUCCUCGGCCUCCUGGUUCAGGAAGCCCAUGACCAGGGCAGAGCUGGUGGCCAUCUCCUCGUCUGAAGAUGAAGGCAGCCUGCGGUUCGUGUACGAGCUGCUGGCCUGGGUGGAGGAGAUGCAGAUGAGACUGGAGCGGGCAGAGUGGGGGACCGACCUUCCAAGUGUGGAAUCCCAGCUGGAGACCCAGCGGCACAUCCACACCAGCGUGGAGGACCUGGGCUCCAGCGUAAAGGAGGCCAGGAUGUACGAGGGUAAAAUGUCUCCGAAUUUCCGCGCGAGCUACACGGAGACGCUUGGCAAGCUGGAGACGCAGUACUGCAAGCUGAUGGAAACCUCGAGCUUCCGACUGAGGCACCUCCAGAGCCUGCACGGGUUUGUGUCUCGGGCCACGGCCGAGCUGAUCUGGCUGAACGAGAAGGAGGAGGAGGAACUGGCCUAUGACUGGAGCGACAACAACCCCAACAUUGCAGCCAAGAAGAACUACUUCUCAGAGCUGAUGGCGGAGCUGGAAGAGAAGCAGGACAUCUUCCGCUCCCUCCAAGACACGGCCGAGCUGCUGUCCCUGGAGAACCACCCAGCCAAGCAAACCGUAGAGGCGUACAGCGCGGCCGUGCAGACUCAGUGGCAGUGGAUCAAGCAGCUCUGCCUGUGCGUGGAGCAGCACGUGAAGGAGAACGCUGCCUAUUUUCAGUUCUUCAGCGACGCCCGGGAGUCGGAGACGUACCUGCGGAACCUGCAGGACUCCAUCAAAAGGAAGUAUUCUUGCGACCAUAACACGAGCCUGACGCGGCUGGAGGACCUGCUGCAGGACUCCAUGGAUGAGAAGGAGCAGCUCAUUCAGUCCAAGAGCUCUGUCGCCAGCCUGGUGGGACGAUCCAAAACCAUCGUCCAGCUCCGGCCCCGGAACCCGGAGCACGUUGUGAAGAGCACGAUCCCCAUCAAGGCUGUCUGUGACUACCGGCAGAUCGAGAUCACGAUCUGCAGGAACGACGAGUGUGUCCUGGAGGACAAUUCCCAGAGGACCAAGUGGAAGGUGAUCAGCCCCACAGGGAACGAGGCCAUGGUGCCUUCUGUCUGCUUCCUGAUCCCCCCACCCAACAAAGAGGCCAUCGAGAUGGCCAGCAGGGUAGAACAGUUGUACCAGAAAGUGAUGGCUCUCUGGCACCAGCUGCACAUGAACACAAAGAGCCUCAUCUCCUGGAAUUACCUGCGGAAGGACAUAGCCCUGGUGCAAAGCUUCAGCAUGGAAAAGCUCAGAUCCUUGGCUCAAGGGGAGUGCCAGCAAGCCCUGAAGAGCCUCCAGGCACACUACGAGGAUUUCCUGCAGGACAGCCGGGACUCGGAGCUCUUCUCGGUGUCGGACCGGCUGCGCCUGGAGGAGGAAGUGGAGUCUUCCAAGGAACACAUCCGGCAGCUGCUGGAGUCCAUGGAGAACGAAGACAAGGAUGAGACCGUUGCCAGGACGUACCUCUCCGAGCUCAAGAAUAUCCGCCUGCGCCUGGAGGAGUGUGAGCAGAGGCUCGUGAGCCGAAUCCAGUCCCCGAGCAGCGCCCGAGCAGAUGGCGACACGAUCCAGGAAAACACCAUCCGCAUUGCAGAGCAGGAGCGCAUGCAGGAGGAUCUGCAGCGGCUGCAGUCGGACCUGCAGUUUGUGUCCGAGAGAUGCUACAGCUUCCUCGACAGGGCACCCACGGGGCCCAGCACCCCCCACCUGCGUGCAGAACUGGACUUGGUGGUGAACAAGAUGGACCAGACACAUGGGCUGUCUUCCAUCUACCUGGAAAAGUUGAAGACGGUUGACAUUAUUAUCCGGAACACCCAAGGAGCAGAAUCCCUGGUGAAAGGGUACGAGGUGAAGCUGAGCCAGGAGGAGGCAGUUCCUGCUGACCUGGCGGCCAUUCAGUCUCACAGGGCAGCGUUACAGCAAUGGCUCGGGGAAGUGAAGGACAAGGGCUCCGUCUUCUCCACGCUGGAGGAGGAGAUGGCGAAGGCGAAGGCAGUGGGAGAGCAGCUGUACCGGCUGAGGCAGGAGCGCAACAUCGACCUGGAGCGCUACCAGGAGAAGGGGAGCCAGCUGUGGGAUCGCUGGCAGCGAGUCUGCGCCCAGAUUGAGACCCGCCACACGGAGCUGGAGAGCAUCCAGGAGGUGCUGAGUGAUUACCGGCAGUGCCACAGUGCCCUGAUCCAUUGGAUCGAGGAGAUCACGGUCCAGCAGGAGCUGAUGAAGCCCGGGCAGGCGGAGGACAGCCGGGUGCUGUCGGAGCAGCUCAGCCAGCAAACGGCUUUGGCUGCAGAAAUUGAGAAGAAUCAAGCCAAGCUGGACCAGUGUCAGAAGUUCUCCCAGCAAUACUCGGCCGCCGUCAAGGACUAUGAGCUGCAGCUGAUGACGUACAGGGCCUUCGUGGAGUCGCAGCAGAAGUCUCCCAUGAAGCGCCGGCGCAUGCUCUCGUCCUCGGAUGCCAUCACACAGGAGUUCAUGGAUUUGCGGACUCGCUACACGGCCCUGGUGACGCUGACCACGCAGCACGUGAAGUACAUCAGCGAUGCGCUGCGGCGGCUGGAGGAGGAGGAGAAAGUGGUGGAGGAGGAAAAGCAGGAGCAUGUGGACAAGGUGAAGGAACUCCUGGGCUGGGCCCUGGGCUUGAAGCAGAGUGUGCAAGGCAGGAUGGCUGCUGCUGGGAGCAGAGAGCUGGGUGACAUCGAGAAAUCCAUCUCAGAGCAGCAGGCCCUGAACGAGGAGCUGACUGCAAAGAAGGAGCAGGUCUCUGAGGCCAUCAAAACUUCCCAAAUCUUCCUGGCAAAACACAGCCACAAGCUUUCCCAAGCAGAAAAGGAACAGAUUUCUUCUCAGAUUGGUGCCCUGAAGGAGACCUACCAGGGGCUCUGCAACAAUUCCUCGGAGCAGCUCCAGCAGCUCCAGAGCCAGCUGGCUCAGGAGACAGAGCACAAGACGCUGCAGGAGCAGCAGGCAGCCCGGGCACAGAGCCUGGCCGAGCUGAGCCGCUGGCUGGGCCAGGCAGAGGACACACUGACAGAGCAGCAGAGAGCAGAAGGGGACCUGUCUGCCCUGCAGCAAAGGCAGAGUGAUGUUAAGGAGCUGCAGAGGAACAUCCACACCCGAGCCGCCUCCUUCGCCAGCGUCCUGAAAAGCACAGAGGAGUUUUUGGAGGAGAACAAGGCCAAGAUGGAGCCUGGGGAGCUGGCAGCACUGCAGGAGAACCUGCAGCGUGCCAAGGAGCAGUACCGGUCCCUGCAGGAGAGGACAGAGGUGGCCCAGAAGGAGCUGGAGAGUGCUGUGAGUGCUGCAGUGCAGCAGGAGACUGAGAAGGUGAAAGCUGCCAAAGAGCUGGAGGAGAACAGCAAUAAGAUCGAUUUCCUUUUGAACUGGGUGGCAUCGCUGGAGCAGAGGGGAGGGCUCCCGGAGUACAGACCUCACCCUGCCAAGCAAGAGACAGGGAUGGGCUCUCGGGAUGUUCCUGACGGGCAUGUGGUUGGAGCAGACAGCACUGCCGGGAGCCUGGACGAGCACUACGAGAGGCUGAAGGCCCAGCACCAGGAGCUGCUGUCCCAGCAGCAGGACGUCAUCCUGGCCACGCAGUCGGCGCAGGCGUUCUUGGACAAGCACGGCCACAGCCUGGCCGGGGAGGAGCGGGAGCGGCUCCAGGGCCAGCUGGGCGAGCUGAAGGACCAGUACUCGGCGUCCCUCUCGCAGUCAGAAGCGCGGCUGAAGCAGGUGCAGGUCCUGCGGGAUGAGCUGCACAAGUUCCUGCGGGACCACGGGGAGUUCGAGGCGUGGCUGACGCAGGCGGAGCAGGACCUGGAGGGGAUGUCCAAGGGGGACAGCGACCCCGCGGCCCUGCGGCAGCUGCUGGCGCGCCAGGGCAGCUUCUCCGAGGACGUGAUCUCCCACAAGGGCGACCUGCGGUUCGUCACCAUGUCGGGGCAGAAGGUUCUGGAUGUGGAGGGAGCUGCUGGGGACGCCGAGCCCCAGCUGCUGAUGGCCAAGGGCGUGGUCAAGAGCAAGCUGGAGGACGCAACGCAGAGAUACACCACGCUGCACUCCAAGUGCUCCAAGCUGGGCUCCCACCUGAACACCUUGCUGGAUCACUACCAGCAGUUCCAGGAGGUGGCAGAGUCUCUCAGGACGUGGCUGCAGGAGAGUGAAACUGCCAUUGGGAAGCUGCUCUCGGAGACGGUUUCUUCGGAUCCGGCUGUCCUGCAGAAGCAGCUCGCCAGCACGAAGCAGCUGCAGGGAGACCUGGCUGAGCACCAGGUGCCAGUGGAGAAGCUCCAGAAAGCAGCAAGGUCCCUGCUGGAGAUACAAGGAGAGCCAGCCCCUGACCAUGGGCAUAUUCGGGAAACAACAGAUGCCAUCGUGAGCCGGUUCCAGAGCCUCUCCCAGCAGAUGUCCGAGCGCUCGGACCUGCUGCAGAAAUCCAUCGCCCAGUCCCAGAGCGUCCAGGAGAGCCUGGAGAGCCUCGUCCAGUCAGUGGCUGAGAUUGAGAAGAACCUGGAGAGAGACCAGCCAGCUGAGCUCUCCUCCACCUCCAUCCAGGACUCGCUUGCCACGAGCGUGAAGCUGAAGCAGGACAUCGCCCGGCAGAAGAGCUGCCUGGAGGCCACCCGGGAGAUGGUGAGGCGGUUCAUGGAGGCAGCAGACAGCCCCACGGCCUCCGCCCUGCAGGGCAAGCUGGCCGAGGUCACGGAGCAGUUUGGGAGGCUGUGCCAGCAGCAGCGGGAGCGGGAGGAUGCACUGAAGGGCCUGCUCCCCAAAGUGGAGCAGUUCGAGCAGCUCUCGGAGAAGCUGCAGCAGUUCACGGAGAGCAGGACGCGGAUGUUGGCGUCCGGGAACCAGCCCGACCGCGACAUCGCUCACUUCUCCCAGCACAUCCAGGAGCUGAAUUCAGAGAUGAGGCAGCACCAGGAGGACCUGGCCACCCUGGAGCACCUGGCUGCGGAGCUGAGCUCCUGCGGCUUCGCCCCUGGUGCCUUCCAGCAGCAGGAGAAGCUGCAAAGCCUGAAGAAAGACUUCCUGCAGCUACAGAAGGUGGCAAAGGAGAGAGAAAAGGAUGCGUCGUCCUGCCAGGAGCAACUGGAUGAAUUUCGGAAUCUGGUUGCUGCCAUGAGGAAGUGGCUGAGGGAGAGUGAAGGCAAAGUGCCGCCUGCUGAGACCUCCCUGGGCACCCAGGAGCUGCACCAGCGCAGGCAGCAGAUCCAGGAUCUCCUAGAGGAAUGGAAGGGGAAGGGGGCCCAGGUGGAGGAAAUUGGCCGCAGAGGGACCCUCCUGGAGAACCUGAUCGUGGAGAUUACGGCCCCCGACACCCCACCCAAGGCAGGUGCCGCACUGCCCGUGCCGGGAGGGUCGGUGGGCAGCGUGAACGGAUACCACACGUGCAAAGAUCUGACCGAGAUCCAGUGCGACGUGUCGGAUGUGACCCAGCAGUACCAGGCCCUGGGCACGGCGCUGAGGGAGCGGCAGCAGCAGCUCUCAGCUAUGCUGGAGAAGAUGCAAGAGGUGCAGGAGGAGGCCAGCUCGAUGCUGAAGUGGCUGGAGUCGAAGGAACGGACGCUGUCGGAGCUGGACGCCUCCUCCUCGCCCACCAAGACAGAGACAAUGAGAGCCCAGGCUGAGCACAACAAGGCAUUUCUGGCUGAAUUGGAACAGAAUUCUGGGAAGAUCCAGAAGGUAAAGGAAGCACUUUCUGGCUUGCUGGAGAAAUAUCCAGAUUCCCCAGAAGCAGCGAACUGGAAGAAGAUGCAGGAAGACCUGAAUUGCAGGUGGGAAAGAGCCAGCCAGGCGACGGCCGAGCGGCAGCAGAAGCUGGAGGAGUCGGCAAACCAGCUGGCCACCUUCCAGGCUGCUGAAUCCCAGCUGCGCCCUUGGCUCAUGGAGAAGGAGCUGAUGAUGAGCGUGCUGGGACCCCUCUCCAUCGACCCCAACAUGCUGAACGCACAGAAGCAGCAGGUCCAGUUUAUGCUGAAGGAAUUUGAAGCCCGCAGACAACAGCAUGAGCAGCUCAACCAGGCAGCCCAGAGCAUCUUGACUGGCCCUGGAGAUGUUUCUCCAUCCACUAACCAGGUGCGGGAUGAGCUCCAGGGGGUUAAUCAGAAAUGGUCCGAGCUAACGGAACGCCUCAACUCCCGCUCCAGCCAAAUCGAUCAGGCCAUAGUAAAGAGCACCCAGUACCAGGAGCUCCUCCAGGGCCUCUCAGAGAAGGUGAAGGCAGUUGGGCAGCGCCUGAGCAGCCAGUCUGCCAUCAGCACACAGCCCGAUGCCGUCAAACAGCAGCUGGAGGAAACCAGUGAGAUCCGCUCGGACCUGGAGCAGCUGGAGGAGGAGAUUGCAGAGGCCCAGAGCCUCUGUGAUGACCUCUCCGUCCUGAUUGGGGAGCAGUACCUCAAAGAUGAGUUAAAGAAACGUCUGGAGACGGUGGCACUUCCUCUCAAAGGGCUGGAAGAUUUGGCAGCCGACCGGAUGAACCGACUCCAGACUGCGCUUGCGAGUUCCCAGCAGUUCCAGCAUAUGUUUGAUGAACUCAGGACCUGGCUAGAUGACAAACUGUGCCAGCAAGCUCAGAGCCAACCGAUUUCUGCUAAACUGGAGAGGCUACAGAGCCAAAUUCAGGAACAAGAAGAGUUCCAGAAGAGCCUCAACCAACACAGUGGCUCCUACGAGAUGAUUGUAGCCGAGGGAGAAUCUUUGCUGCUCUCAGUCCAGCCUGGGGAGGAGAAGACCACUCUGCAAAACCAGUUGGUCGGCCUGAAAACACACUGGGAAGAGCUCAGCAAACAGGCUACUGAUAGACACUCUAAGCUCAAGGACUGUUUGCAGAAAGCUCAGAAGUACCAGCGGCACACGGAGGAUCUCCUGCCGUGGGUGGAGGACUGCAAGGCGAAGGUGGCAGAGCUGGAGGUAACUCUGGACCCAGUGCAGCUGGAGGCGACUCUUCUGAGGUCAAAGGCCAUGCUGAGUGACGUGGAGAAGCGCCGGUCCUUGCUGGAGAUGCUGAACAGCGCUGCCGACAUCCUGAUCGAUGCUUCCCAAACGGACGAGGAUGACAUCCGGGAUGAGAAGGCUGGCAUCAAUCAGAAGAUGGAUGCCAUCACAGAAGAGCUGCAAGCCAAGACUGGCUCCAUUGAAGAAAUGUCCCAGAGGCUCAAGGAGUUUCAAGAGAGCUUCAAGAACAUUGAGAAGAAGCUGGAAGGGGCGAAGCACCAGCUGGAGAUCUACGAUGCCCUGGGGCCACAAGCCUGCAGCAACAAGAAUUUGGAGAAGCUCAGGGCACAGCAGGAGGUGCUGCAGGCCCUGGAGCCACAAGUGGAUUAUCUGAAAAACCUCACUCAAGGUCUGGUAGAAGAUGCUCCAGAUGGAUCCGACUGUUCCCAGCUCUUAAGCCAAGCUGAGGUGGCUCAGCAGGACUUCAAGGCCGUGAAGCAGAAAGUGAACGACUGCUGUGCGCUCAUGGAAAACAAGCUGGAAGGGAUCAGCCAGUUCAACAGUCGGGUCAGGGAGAUGUUCUCUCAGCUGGCGGAUCUGGACGAUGAGCUGGACAGCAUGGGCCCCAUCGGGAGAGACUCCGACAGCCUCCAGUCCCAGGCAGAGGACGUCCGCGCCUUCCUGGGCAAACUCCAGAGGCUGAAGGCGGACAUCGAAGCUUCCGAAAGCGAGUGCAAGAAGAUGCUGGAGGAAGAAGGGAGCCCUGAUUUGCUAGGACUGAAACGGGAGCUGGAGACGCUGAACAAACAGUGCAGCAAACUGACAGAGAGGGGCAGGAACCGGCGGGAGCAGGUGGAGACGACGCUGUCCCGCGUCGAGGACUUCUACAGCCGGCUGAAGGAGCUGACCCACAUGACCACGGCGGCCGAGGAGAACGAGGCCUUGCAGUGGGUGGUGGGGACGGAGGUGGAAACCAUCAACCAGCAGCUGGCAGACUUCAAGCUCUUCCAGAAGGAGCAGGUGGAUCCUCUGCAGGUUAAACUACAGCAGGUCAAUGGAGUUGGUCAAGGACUCAUCCAAAGCGCCGGGAAAAACUGUGACGUCCAGGGGCUGGAGCAUGACAUGGAAGAGAUCAACACCCGCUGGAACACCCUCAACAAGAAGGUGGCCCAGCGGGUCGCUCAGCUGCAAGAGGCCCUGUUGCACUGCGGGAAGUUUCAGGACGCCCUGGAGCCGCUGCUGAGCUGGCUGGCGGACACUGAGGAGCUCAUCUCCAACCAGAAACCUCCCUCUGCAGAGUACAAGGUGGUGAAAGCCCAGAUCCAGGAGCAGAAGCUGCUCCAGCGGCUCCUGGAUGAUCGCAAAGCCACUGUCGAGAUGAUCCAAGCGGAGGGCGACCGGAUCGCGCAGUCGGCCGAGCCUGCGGAUCGGGAGAAGAUCGUGGGGCAGCUGGAGAGCCUGGCACGGCGCUGGGCAGGGCUGCUGGGCCGGGCAGCUGCCAGGCAGAAGCAGCUGGAGGACAUCUUGGUCCUGGCAAAGCAGUUCCACGAAACCACAGAGCCCGUGUCGGACUGGCUGUCGGUGACAGAGAAGAAACUGGCCAACUCUGAGCCCAUUGGUACCCAAACUGCCAAAAUCCAGCAGCAGAUCAGCCGGCACAAGGCUCUAGAGGAAGAGAUAGAGAGCCACGCUGCCAACGUGUCUCGGGCGGUCGGGGUCGGGCAGUCCCUCUCCUCCCUGAGCUGUGCCGCCGAGCAGAGGCUGCUGGCAGAGAAAUUAGACUCUCUGCAGGCCCGCUACGGCGAGGUCCACGACCGGUGCUGCCGGAAGGCAGCACUGCUGGCUCAGGCUCUGGCCAACGCCAGGCUUUUUGGGGAGGAGGAGGUGGAAGUGCUCAACUGGCUGGCUGAGGUCGAGGACAAGCUGGGCUCGGUAUCCGUAAAGGAUUACAAACGGGACGUCCUGCAGAAGCAGCAUGCAGACCAGCUGGCUUUGAAUGAGGAAAUUGUGAACAGGAAGAAGAACGUGGACCAAGCCAUUAGAAAUGGACAAGCUCUUUUGAAGCAAACCACAGGGGAGGAGGUGUUGCUGAUCCAGGAGAAGCUGGAUGGGAUUAAGACCCGCUAUUCCGACAUCACCGCCGCCAGCUCCAAAGCCCUGCGCACGCUGGAGCAGGCUCGGCAGCUGGCCACCAAGUUCCAAUCCACACACGAGGAGCUCACCAGGUGGAUGAGCAAGGUGGAGGAGGAGCUGGCCUCCAGUGGGGCACAGUCCCCCGCCGGAGAGCAGAUCCCCCAGUUCCAGCAGCGGCAAAAGGAGCUGAAGAAGGAGGUGAUGGAGCACAGGCUGGUGCUGGACACGGUGAACGAGGUGAGCCGGGCUCUCCUGGAGCUGGUUCCCUGGCGAGCCCGGGAAGGGCUGGAUAAGCUCGUGUCGGACACCAACGAGCGCUACAAGCUGGUCAGUGACACCAUCAAGCAGAGGGUGGAAGAAAUCGAUGCUGCUAUUCAGAGGUCUCAACAGUAUGAGCAGGCAGCUGACGCAGAGCUGGCCUGGGUGGCCGAGACCAAGCGGAAGCUGAUGGCUCUCGGUCCCAUCCGCCUGGAGCAGGACCAGACAACGGCUCAGCUGCAGGUGCAGAAGGCUUUUUCCAUCGACAUCAUUCGUCACAAAGACUCCAUGGAUGAGCUGUUCAGCCAGCGCAACGAGAUCUUCGGGACCUGCGGCGAGGAACAGAAAGCUGUUCUCCAGGAGAAAACCGAGUCCCUGGUGCAACAGUACGAAGCCGUGAGCCAGCUCAACUCAGAGCGCUACGCUCGCUUGGAACGUGCCCAGGUCCUGGUCAACCAGUUUUGGGAGACCUACGAGGAGCUGAACCCGUGGAUCGAGGAGACUCAAGCCCUCCUCUCCCAGCUGCCACCUCCAGCCAUCGACCACGAGCAGCUCAAGCAGCAGCAGGAUGACAUGAGGCAACUGAGGGAGUCCAUCGCUGAACACAAACCUCAUAUCGACAAGCUGCUGAAAAUCGGGCCGCAGCUCAAGGACCUCAACCCCGAGGAAGGAGAGAUGGUGCAGGAGAAAUACUCCACGGCCGAGGCCACGUAUGCCAAAAUCAAGGAGGAGGUGUGCCAGCGGGCCCUCGCGCUCGACGAGGCCGUCUCCCAGUCCACCCAGUUCCACGACAAGAUCGAGCCCAUGCUGGAGACGCUGGAGAACCUCUCCUCCCGCCUGCGGCUGCCGCCCCUCAUCCCCGCCGAGGUCGAUAAGAUCCGGGAGUGCAUCAGCGAGAAUAAAAACUCCACCGUGGAGCUGGAGAAGCUGCAGCCCUCCUUCGAGGCUCUGAAACGCCGUGGGGAAGAGCUGAUCGGUCGGUCCCAGGGAGCAGACAAGGACCUGGCAGCCAAAGUAAUCCAGGACAAGUUGGAUCAGAUGGUUUUCUACUGGGAAGACAUCAAAGCUCGGACAGAGGAACGUGAAAUGAAGUUCCUUGAUGUCCUGGAGCUUGCAGAGAAGUUCUGGUACGACAUGGCAGCCCUCCUGACAACCAUCAAGGACACACAGGACAUUGUUCAUGAUCUGGAGAGCCCAGGCAUUGACCCCUCCAUCAUCAAGCAGCAGGUGGAAGCAGCAGAGACUAUUAAAGAGGAGACGGAUGGGUUGCACGAAGAGCUGGAGUUCAUCCGCCUCCUUGGAACUGAUUUGAUUUUUGCCUGUGGCGAAACUGAGAAACCAGAAGUGAAAAAGAGCAUUGAUGAGAUGAACAACGCGUGGGAAAAUCUAAACAAAACGUGGAAGGAGAGGCUGGAAAAGCUCGAGGAAGCGAUGCAGUCGGCUGUGCAGUACCAAGAUACGCUUCAAGCCAUGUUUGACUGGCUGGACAACGCUGUGAUCAAACUCUGCAACAUGUCACCUGUUGGCACCGACCUCAGCACGGUCAAGGAGCAGAUGAAUGAGAUGAAGGAGUUUAAAAUGGAGGUUUACCAGCAGCAGAUUGAGAUGGAAAAGCUUAAUCACCAAGGUGAACUGAUGCUAAAAAAGGCUACGGAUGAGACAGACAGGGACAUCAUUAAGGAACCACUGACAGAGCUGAAACAUCUCUGGGAGAAUUUGGGCGAGAAGAUUGCUCACAGACAGCACAAGUUGGAAGCAGCUCUGCUGGCACUUGGCCAGUUCCAGCACGCCUUGGCGGAGCUGAUGGCCUGGCUGACCCACACCGAGGAGCUGCUGGACGCCCAAAAACCCAUCAGUGGAGACCCGAAAGUCAUCGAGGUUGAACUCGCAAAGCACCAUGUGCUGAAGAACGACGUCCUGGCCCACCAAGCAACUGUGGAGACAGUGAACAAAGCAGGGAAUGAGCUGUUGGAGUCGAGUGCAGGGGACGAUGCCAGCAGCCUGCGGAACCGCCUGGAGAAGCUGAAUUCCUGCUGGGAGUCAGUGCUGCAGAAGACAGAGGAGAGGGAGCAGCAGCUGCAGUCCACUCUCCAGCAGGCUCAGGGUUUCCAUGGUGAGAUUGAAGACUUCCUCCUGUGGCUAACGAGGAUGGAGAGCCAAUUGUCGGCAUCAAAACCCACAGGAGGUCUGCCAGAAACUGCCCGGGAACAGCUCAAUGCCCACAUGGAGCUGUACAGCCAGUUCAAAGCCAAGGAGGAGGUCUACAGCCAACUGCUGGCCAAGGGGCGGCUGAUGCUGCUCAACCGCGACGACUCUGGCUCCGGCUCGAAGACGGAGCAGAGCGUGGCACUGCUGGAGCAGAAAUGGUGUCUGGUCAGCACCAAGAUGGAGGAGAGAAAGGCGAAGCUGGAGGAGGCGCUGGCCCUGGCCACGGAUUUCCAGAACUCCCUGCAGGACUUCAUCAACUGGCUGACACUGGCUGAGCAGAGCCUGAACGUUGCACCCCCGCCCAGCCUCAUCCUCGCCGCGGUGCUGGCCCAGAUCGAUGAGCACAAGGUGUUUGCCAACGAGGUGAACGCGCACCGGGAUCGCAUCAUCGAGCUGGAUCAGACCGGGAACCAGCUAAAGUUCCUCAGCCAGAAGCAGGAUGUGGUUUUGAUCAAGAACCUGCUGGUGAGCGUCCAGUCCCGCUGGGAGAAGGUUGUCCAGCGCUCCGUGGAGCGAGGAAGGGCUCUUGAUGAUGCCAGGAAGCGAGCCAAGCAGUUCCACGAAGCCUGGAAGAAGCUGAUUGACUGGCUGGAGGAUGCAGAGAAUCACCUGGACUCAGAGCUGGAGAUUUCCAAUGAUCCUGACAAAAUCAAGCUCCAGCUCUCCAAACACAAGGAGUUCCAGAAGACUCUGGGUGGAAAGCAGCCUGUCUAUGACACCACCAUCAGGACAGGCAGAGCCCUCAAGGAAAAAGCCUUGCUUCCAGAUGACACUCAAAAGCUGGACAAUUUACUGGGAGAGGUCCGGGAUAAGUGGGACACAGUGUGUGGAAAAUCUGUGGAAAGGCAGCACAAGCUGGAAGAAGCCCUGCUGUUCUCUGGGCAGUUCAUGGAUGCACUGCAGGCCUUGGUGGACUGGCUCUACAAGGUGGAACCCCAGUUAGCUGAAGACCAGCCUGUCCAUGGGGACCUGGAUCUGGUCAUGAACCUCAUGGAUGCUCACAAGGUGUUCCAGAAGGAGCUGGGGAAGCGCACGGGGACGGUCCAGGUGCUCAAACGCUCUGGCCGGGAGCUCAUCGAGAACAGCCGGGACGACACGACCUGGGUGAAGGUGCAGCUGCAGGAGCUGAGCAACCGGUGGGACACGGUCUGCAAGCUGUCAGUGUCCAAACAAACCCGCCUGGAACAGGCCCUGAAGCAGGCAGAGGAGUUCAGGACAGCUGUGCACAUGCUGCUGGAAUGGCUCUCGGAGGCAGAGCAGUCCCUGCGUUUUCGGGGAGCGCUGCCUGACGACGCUGAGGCACUGCAGGCCCUCAUCGAUGCCCACAAGGAGUUCAUGAAGAAAGUGGAGGAGAAGAGGGCGGACGUGAACGCGGCGGUGGGAAUGGGGGAGGUCAUCCUGGGCGCCUGCCACCCCGACUGCAUCACCACCAUCAAGCACUGGAUCACCAUCAUCCGAGCCAGGUUCGAGGAGGUUCUCACGUGGGCAAAGCAGCACCAGCAGAGACUGGAGUCUGCGCUUUCCGAGCUGGUGGCGAAUGCAGAGCUGCUGGAAGAGCUCCUGGCUUGGAUCCAGUGGGCUGAGACAACCCUGAUCCAGCGGGACCAGGAGCCCAUGCCACAGAAUAUCGACCAGGUCAAAGGCCUCAUCUCCGAGCACCAGUCCUUUAUGGAGGAGAUGACACGGAAACAGCCAGACGUGGACCGGGUGACAAAGACGUACAAGAGAAAAGCUACUGAGCCUCCCCAUGGGCCCUUCAUCGACAAGUCCCGCAGCAACAGAAAAUCCUUGGGUCAGGCCGCCCCCCCCAGCAUGCCCAUUAUCUCCCAGUCGGAAACGAAGAACCCCCGGAUAAACCAGCUCUCGGCACGCUGGCAGCAGGUCUGGCUGCUGGCCCUGGAGCGGCAGAGGAAGCUCAACGAUGCCCUGGACAGACUGGAGGAGCUGAAGGAGUUUGCGAACUUCGACUUCGACGUCUGGCGGAAGAAGUACAUGCGCUGGAUGAACCACAAGAAAUCCCGCGUCAUGGACUUCUUCCGGCGCAUCGACAAGGACCAGGACGGGAAGAUCACCCGGCAGGAGUUCAUCGACGGCAUCCUGGCUUCCAAAUUCCCCACCACGAAGCUGGAGAUGACGGCGGUGGCCGACAUCUUUGACCGCGACGGCGACGGCUACAUCGACUACUACGAGUUUGUGGCUGCUCUCCAUCCCAACAAGGACGCCUAUCGCCCCACCACUGACGCUGACAAGAUCGAGGAUGAGGUCACCAGGCAAGUGGCCCAGUGCAAGUGUGCCAAGAGAUUCCAAGUGGAGCAGAUCGGCGAGAACAAAUACCGGUUCUUCCUCGGCAAUCAGUUCGGCGAUUCCCAGCAGCUGCGGCUGGUCCGUAUCCUGCGGAGCACGGUCAUGGUUCGUGUCGGAGGGGGAUGGAUGGCCCUGGAUGAAUUUUUAGUGAAGAAUGAUCCGUGCAGAGCACGAGGACGGACCAACCUUGAGCUCCGGGAGAAAUUCAUCCUGCCGGAAGGAGCCUCCCAGGGAAUGACCCCGUUCCGGUCGCGAGGCCGGAGAUCCAAACCAUCCUCCCGAGCAGCCUCCCCAACACGAUCCAGCUCCAGCGCCAGCCAGAGCAACCACAGCUGCGCCUCCAUGCCAUCCUCCCCCGCCACUCCAGCCAGCGGAGCCAAGACUCCACAUCACUUCUCUCGAUGUUAUGACAAACCCUGGUUGAUAAACAGUAAAGCGGGCACCCCCCUGAGGGGAUUCGAUUAUUCCGACUUCCAGCUCCCGAGCGCCGAGGUGACCCCCGCGGCGGGCAGCAAACUGAAGCGACCCACCUUCCACUCCAGCCGAACCUCCCUGGCUGGGGACACCAGUAACAGCUCCUCACCAGUCUCUACAGGUGCCAAAACCAGUCGGGCAGAUCCUAAAAAAACAGCCAGUCGUCCCACGAGCCGCGCCGGGAGCCGCACGGGGAGCCGGGCCAGCAGCCGGCGGGGCAGCGACGCCUCCGACUUCGACCUGCUGGAAACGCAGUCGGCGUGCUCGGACACCUCGGAGAGCAGCGUGGCUGGCGGGCAGGGCAGCUCCCGCCGGGGCAUGGCCAAACCCUCCAAAAUCCCAACCAUGUCCAAGAAAACGACCACUGCCACCCCGAAAACUCCAGGCCCUAAAAGAUAAUACUGUACCCACGCCCUCCUGAGAGGAGAAACCCAACCUGUGUCCAGUUUUUAACCCUGCUCCGUACAUUGGAUGUAUAUUUAUCUAAAUGGGAGAAACUAUAUUGUUAAAAGUGUAAAAGAAAGUUGUGUUAUGAAGCUGCCUUAUUUGGUUUUUUUUUUUUUCGUUUUUUGUAAGUUACUAUUUUCAUGUGAAUAUUUAUGUAGAUAAAAUUUGCCUCUCGGUGACCCCUGUUCAGAGAGGGGCCUGGAAAACUGAAACGUGGAAGAGAAAGAAAAACAAACAAAAAAAAAAAAAAGAAAAAGAUUUAAAAAAAAAAAAGGAAGCAAAAAAAAAAAAAAAAAGGUCAAGAUGUGAAAGUGUAAAGAAAAACUAAAAUAUAAAUAGGAUUUCUGCGCGGUGCAGGGUGUGAACCUGCUUUAUCUUUUAGGAUUGUUUCCUAAAUGUCUUUAUAAACUUGCUGUCUCAGCAAGGUAAAUUAUAUUUAAAAGCAAAGACCUGAAUCCUGCAGUGUUCAAGGAACUCUCUUUUUGUAAAUCACAGAUACCUCAACCAGAGAGACAUGAGGUGAGGGGACUUGGGGCUUAUGUUUCCAUUUUUUUUAAGCUAUGUGGUUUUACCUGAAGAAAGCGGAGUUUGACUUAAUAAAAUUUGCACACACUACAGCUAAGGUCGUGACAAUUCUGUCCUGAAAAUACUGUCCCGACAGCUUUGUUUUUAAAGAACAAACUGAUGGGGAGGGGUUUGGGGAAGGGUCUGAGGAGGGGGUUCACGCCGAAGCCGGCUGGAGGAGAGCACGCGGGUACGAUUGCAGGUCUGGAUCACUCGGAUACACCCCUUCUUAGAGGUGGUGGGUCUCCAAAUUCAAGGAUUCUUCUGGAUUGAUGGCUUAAAAGAGCCCGACGCGAGGCGUUCCUUACACAAUCGCUAUUUAUCUGCAUCUCUUUGUUUCCUAUUUAUUAUUUAACUGGUCAUUCCACUUCCAACCAGGCUGAGGUUGAUGUGAACUCUGCUCCUAGGAGAAAUCUGGACUUACACGCACAGUUGCUUGUCCUUGAAAUGAGUCUCACCAGCACACUCGCUGCAAGUCCUGUCUCGCUUUUGUACGCUACUUUUUCUUUGUAAUAAAAUCAAACUGACCAAGUGACCAGGAGACGGGCCGGGGGCCAGGGCUCUCCACAGCUCCUGUAUUUAUUAAAUAUUGUUCCUCUCCGGCCCUGACCGUGUUGCUGUGUGAUUCUCUCAAUUUGGUUUAAAAAUUGAGGCAAAACUGAAGCUCUACCAAUGAAUUGUUUAAAAAACCAGACACAUUUUUGUAUUAAACUUGCUUGCGGUAAUAAACAAUCUUGCCUCCUA
This is a messenger RNA of Myiozetetes cayanensis, 18273 nucleotides long. RefSeq names its product microtubule-actin cross-linking factor 1-like. Gene Ontology annotation, biological process: intermediate filament cytoskeleton organization; wound healing; regulation of focal adhesion assembly. Gene Ontology annotation, molecular function: microtubule binding; cadherin binding; calcium ion binding. Gene Ontology annotation, cellular component: actin cytoskeleton; intermediate filament; microtubule. NCBI's taxonomy places the organism in Eukaryota, Metazoa, Chordata, Aves, Passeriformes, Tyrannidae. The record is from RefSeq and is a predicted model, not a curated record.